AUGGGGCGGGAAGCGCUGCUGUUUCCCGGCGUUGGCAGCUUUGGCUGUGCGAUGGAGGCGCUGCACAGCAAGGGCUUUGUAGAGCCGCUUCGUGCGUACAUCGCGAGCGGCCGCCCGUACAUGGGUAUCUGUGUCGGCAUGCAGGUGCUCUUCGAGGGCUCCGAGGAGUCAGCCGGCGUCGCGGGGCUGGGCGUCAUUCCAGCGCGUGCGGAGCGCUUCUCGACGACGGACGGCGCGCGGGGUGCGCGCAAGGCAGUGCCGCACAUGGGCUGGAGCAAGGCGGAGCUGGUCGAGUGGGGCGACGGCGAGGCGCGUGCGGCGCUGGGCGCCCGCUACGGCCUGUCGGCCUCGGCGCCGCGGCACUACUACUUUGUGCACUCGUACCGCGUGCCCUUCUGCGAGGGUGUGCGCGACUGGGCACUCGCCACGACACAGUAUGGCGACGAGACGUUUGUAUCGGUGGUGCAGCGCGGUAAUGUGUUUGCGACGCAGUUCCACCCCGAAAAGAGCGGGCGCGCAGGCCUCGCGCUGCUUGACGCGUGGCUGUCGCGCACGCAGGUGGAGCCCCCAAGUGCGCGCCAUGCUGUGCCGACGCCUGCGUCGGCCCGCGCGCCGACGCGCCGCAUUGUGGCGUGCCUCGAUGUGCGCAGCAACGACGACGGCGACCUUGUCGUAACCAAGGGCGAGAGCUACGACGUGCGGGAGCGCGCACCGGAGGCGGGCGCGGCGCCUGUGCGCAACAUGGGAAAGCCGGUGGAGCUGGCGCAGCGGUACUACGAGGAGGGCGCGGAUGAGGUGGCCUUCCUCAAUAUCACAUCGUUCCGCGAGUGGGCCCUGGGCGACCAGCCGAUGCUGUCGCUGCUCAACGUCGCGGCUGCCACCAUCUUUGUGCCGCUUACGAUUGGCGGUGGCAUCCGCGACUUUACGGACCCCGACGGCACUUUCCACCCCGCGCUGAACGUCGCGCACGCGUACUUCCGCGCGGGCGCCGACAAGGUCAGCAUCGGCAGCGAGGCCGUGUACGCGGUCGAGCAGGUGCUCGCGCGCGCGGGCGGGGCGCUCAGCGACCCGGCCGCGGCGCCAGCGGCGGCGCUCCAGGGUGACACGGGGAUUGAGCAGAUCUCGCACACGUACGGCGCGCAGGCCGUCGUGGUGAGCAUCGACCCAAAGCGCGUGUACGUGGAAGCGGACGCCGAGGUGCCGCCCGCGCACGCUGCGUCGCUCGUGGCAGGCGUGGACGAGCGACCCGCGACGGCGGGGCAGCCGGCGCGCUGGUGGUACCAGUGCACCGUCAAGGGCGGGCGCGAGCUGCGCGACAUUGAUGCCGUGCAGCUGGCGCGCGGCGCCGAGCGCCUGGGCGCCGGUGAGCUGCUGAUCAACAGCAUCGACCGCGAUGGGAGCAACAACGGGUUCGAUGUGCAGCUGAUGGAUCUUGUGCGCGGCGCAGUCAACAUCCCCGUCGUGGCGAGCAGUGGUGCAGGGUGUGUGCAGCACUUCACCGAGGUGUUUGCUAAGCGCAGCAGUGCGCACGGCGCCCCUAUUGAGGCGGCCCUUGCCGCCGGCAUCUUCCACCGGCGCGAGGUGUCGAUAGCCGAUGUCAAGGCAGGCUGUGCGCAGGCAGGGUAUGAUGUCCGGUUAGAUUAG
Messenger RNA from Malassezia sympodialis ATCC 42132, 1644 nucleotides. RefSeq lists its product as uncharacterized. The coding region runs from base 1 to 1644 and encodes 547 amino acids. Gene Ontology annotation, molecular function: imidazoleglycerol-phosphate synthase activity. The record is from RefSeq and is a predicted model, not a curated record. Gene Ontology annotation, biological process: L-histidine biosynthetic process. Lineage: Eukaryota; Fungi; Basidiomycota; Malasseziomycetes; Malasseziales; Malasseziaceae. The transcript is spliced from 2 exons.